CUCUCGUGAUCGGACCAUCGAAGAUAAAUCUUGGUAGCUCGAUCACGUUCUCAAAUACUAGUAGGUGCAUUCUAAGCCACUUUCUUCGUUCGUUCGUUCGUUGGCCUUAGAUCUGCUCCACAUGUACCCAACGACGAAUGAACAACUUUCACAUGGGAUGUUAUUUUGUUCCAAGUCAGGCUCUAUACUCCAAUUCCGGAUGAUAUGAUUCACCCCAUUCCAGCCACGGUCACAUUAGGCUAUCUGCUCAACCGUUUUGAGGAAACCUGCAUGGGCCCCGAGAAGACUUGAUAAAGAGGAGGGGGACGAGCGGUUCUGGAUCACCUUCUUUUCUUUUACAACACCUCUUUCUGCUAGAGUAGACAUCUCUUCCGAGAUUUUGUCGAGCCUCGAAACCAUUGAAAUCGUCUUUUCGCCGUGCCAACGAAUCAAGCUAAGCUGGUUCACCAAUAACAGGCUUUGCACCUGUUAAAACCUUAGUCACGGACGAUCUAGUAUCGUCUAGUACUGUCUACGCGGCCGUCAAGCUGAUUCAAACCGUGAUAGCGAUACUGCCUUCAAACGGUCCCACAUGCACGCUUACCGUCAACGGUCGACCUCGCUCGACCUCCCGUUGCCUGUCGAAACGUCAAACAAACAUCCAGCAAAUUCGGGAUUCCUCGAAUCCUGCCAGCUCAAACCCCGAAACGUCAAGUAUUUCGAACGAGGUACCACUCGGUUAUAUCGGCUCCGAUGUACAAAUCACUCAUACAAAACCCUCACGUGAAAGUGUUCCUAUCUCCAAGAUGCGUUGUACGAGGAGAUUUGAAAAUUAUACCUCAAAUAGGUCAUGAUGUCAAGUAUACCGGUAUCCCACCAAUAGUUUGGUGGUAAGCAUGAUGCACAUUCACACGCCGGCACUGCGUGGAACAGAUAUUCCAAUAUUUACGCGUCUGGCCCAAAUGGCGGAGAUCUGGACCCAAGGUCGCAAAGGCGCGUUUUCUCGUAACUUCUGAGCCUGUCUGUGCGAACACAGCCGGUUCCUGUUGUAGUUGCUCCAUCAACGUCUGCACGCGCGGACGUGCCCUAGCACAUCGAAAUAGCUAUAGCUCAUAGAUUCCAACUCAGGUAGUAUUUCUUCGAAAGACCUUUGAUCCCGACGUCAGUUUGUUGAUGUUCUGAGGUAUAUUUGCAGCUUUCCUGGUUAUUUAAUCAUCUUAAACCCGCUUUUUUUGGUAGUACUUGGGUAUCACCAUGUCGUCUACAAAGGAAUCUCGUAUUGGACAAGCUAUGGUUCGUUUCUCUCUCGUUUUUGACACAGAAUUUCUGAUUGUCUCCUCAAUAUCUUCCAAUUUUGCAUUUUCAGAAGUUCAAGUCUUCAAUUCUUCUAAUGAUGCUGACUUUUGACUCUCUCUUCCUCAGAGUGUUGAUGACUCGAUAAUACUACCGUCACCCCUAAUACGUGACCCGCCAAAUCUACCAAGAAAGCCACCUCAUUCAAGAACCAGCUCACGAUCUUCAGAGUCAGAAGUAUCAAGGGUGGGAUCGGAUUCUUCCAGGCCUCCCCCAUCGAUACCAAGCUCCUUUGCCUCGAAGACUUCUAGGUAUAGAUCAAACGAAAAACCACCAUUAUCGGCAGAUAACCCACAAAGACUCUCGGGGAUAACCUUGAGAAGUCAUUCUAGAGAGAAAUCAAGAACUUUUGCCAUAGAUCCAAAUGGCUUGCCUGAAGAUCGUACCGACUCAAUUGAUUUUGCUGCGACAAAUAACGUUCCAUAUGAUCAAUCAAUACAGGAAAAGCCACAGGCCCCUGUUUUGGUUGGAACUCCUCAAUCUUUGGAUAUGGACAGGAAAGAAUGGUGGAAACGAAGUAUAGGUGAUAUCGUGCCUAUGCUCUUCACUGUUCCCUUCUUCGUGAUCGUUGCUACAAUUAUGCUGGCUCAUAAGAAACCUGUUACUCCUGCGUUAUUCACACGUUUGAACGAGCUUUCCAAAGUCGUACGUCCUGUCCUGCUCAUGCAUUUUCUCACUUGCUUCGUACUGACUUUGAUAGAUUGCAACAAUUUUCCCACUUGAGUUUUCAAUCAGUGUUGGAAGGGCGUUUGUAAAAUACGUCAACUACAAACUGGAACAAGGAACAACUCUGGGUCUUCUCGAGCGAUUGGUCAACAGCAGGACAGUCCUCGGUGCCGUCAGAACACAAGUACGGUUAGGAUUCAUUCCACUGCUCAGUAUCCCCAUCAUAGCAUUAUGGAUGGUAUCUCCUAUCGGGUCACAAGCGGCUCUAAGAAUGGUCACCACAACUUUGGCACCAAUCGUAUCUCCUAGCAAAAUUUCUUAUCUCAGUACACGACAGCCCAAUUAUGCUGGCAGUUCACAGUUCGAAACUUCCUGGUUUCCAGGAUUCACAUCCCUAUUCUCAGCAGCUCUCGUAGCGCCCGGAAUUGUCAAAACUGGCCCGAUGGAUUUAUGGGGAAAUGUCAAGAUACCCAUGCUUUCAGGUCUCGCUAAUCUCCAAGAAGAUACCAACGGCUGGCGAUAUAUCCCAAAAGAGAACUUUUCGGUCACCUACGCAUCUCUGUUUGGCAUUCCAUAUUCUGAACUACCAGAUGGAAACAGUACUUUUAACAUCGAGUCCACGUACAUCGAACUGACUUGUGGAAAUCGUACUUCCGCGCCAACGAGAGGAGCAAACGGUUUCACGAAUCCGGGUCUCAUUGGUGGCAAUGGCGAAUUCAGAAGCGGUGCAAACAUAACCGAGAAUACCAACUGGGCAUUGGGAUAUCAGGGUCAAGACUUGAAAGACCUUCUCCCCGAUACGGACAGAAAUGCAUCCCAAUGUCUGGACUGUCUCCGCAAUGACUUCACAACCACGAAGGAAGUUCCAGGAACACUUCUCUACCAAGACUUUACAGGGACAUCGAAAGUUGUGUCAAUCUACUGCGUCCCCUCGCAGGUCUACGUUGAAUCCAUGGUCCAAUGCACCAAAUCCCCUCACUUACAACCAACCUGUUCUGUGUUCGCACAACGGACUUCCAUCCUCGCACAACCACCACCUGUCACCCUCCUUAGCUUCAACUCCACCCUCAACGGCCUGACAUCUCUCCUCCCUCAAUGCACAAGGAGAUUACAGGGUAUAGAUACAAUCCAAAACUAUCUCGUCUCCCCCCUCUCCAAUAACUUCAUCGAAUCCACCCCCACCCCCCGACACCNUCUCUCCUCCCUCAAUGCACAAGGAGAUUACAGGGUAUAGAUACAAUCCAAAACUAUCUCGUCUCCCCCCUCUCCAAUAACUUCAUCGAAUCCACCCCCACCCCCCGACACCUCUCCAACCAAACCUCUCCCCCCAGCAACGACGAAUCCCGCAUCACCACCGUCGAAAUGCAAGACUUCUCCAUCCGCCUCAGCCAACUCCUCAACACCUUCCUGGAAGGCAGCACCGCCAACGCAACAUCCUACCUAACCGACACGCUGCCUCUCUCCGACACCGCCCCAGCAACCUCCCCCACCCUCCUCACCAACACCAUCACCUCCCGCGCCCAAACCCUCACCGUCCCCGCCUCUCACAUCUCCCUCAUCCCAAUCUUCAUCUGCAACUGGCCGUGGGCGAUCGUCUUCCUGGUGUCCUCGUGCGUCCUCCUCUUCGCGUCGGUCUUCGCGGCGUAUAUCAGGAGGAAGACCCUCACGAGGGAUUUCCUGCCGUAUGUGGGGAAUCUGGUGAGUCAGGGACGGGAUGUCGAUGUUCCCAGGGGGAAUUUCAGGACGGAGGGAUUGGAGAGGAGUAAGGCGAUCAGCGGGUUGAAGGUUAGGCUUGGGGAUGUUGGGGAUGUGGAGGAAGGAAGAGGGGGGUGGGAGGUAGGUACCGGGGUGAGGGUUGGUGUUGGGAGGCUGGGGAUUACGAAUUGGGAUGGGCAGAAAGAGGGGAGAUUGGAGAAGGGACAGUUAUAUUUAUAA
This is a messenger RNA of Hymenoscyphus albidus, 3933 nucleotides long. The record is from the annotation of a GenBank genome assembly. Lineage: Eukaryota; Fungi; Ascomycota; Leotiomycetes; Helotiales; Helotiaceae.